AUGGCGUGGACGUGCUCGGCGUUGUCAAAUGCUUCAAUGGUUCAGAAUCUGGAAAAGGCGGGGCUUCUGUCUACACCGGUGAUCAUUAGAUCCCUUCAACGCGUAGAUCGCGGGUGGUUUGUACCGGACAAUUUACAGACCUCAGCGUACAGGGACGAGCCGCUGCCUCUCGGGCAUGGUGCCACCAUCAGCGCCCCUCAUAUGCACGCCAUCAUGCUUGAGCUUCUCGCUCCCUUCCUAUUACCGACGGCUAGAGGUUCAUCCAAGACAGUUCUAGAUAUUGGCAGUGGCAGCGGUUAUCUUACGGCUGUCCUCGCUGACAUCUGUGGCGAGGGUUCGCGGGUGGUUGGUGUGGAACAUGUGCAAGAGUUGCAGCAGCGUUCAUCAAGAGUGGUUCAGCAACGUUUUCCGAGCUGGGUGAGUGAGGGUCGUAUUACUUUUAUCAAGGGCGAUGGUAGAGGCAUAUCAAAGUUAUUCUCUUCUCCGGUCAUGUUUGAUGUAAUUCACGUCGGUGCGGCCGCCGCAUCGGUUCCAAACGGUUACUUGGAGUCCCUAAAACCGGGAGGGUGUCUUGUGAUUCCUGUUGGAAGGGAAGAUGAGGUGCAACAGUUGCGUCUGUACACAAAGGACGACAGUGGGGUCAUCACAACAAAAACCCAUGGAAAGGUCAGCUUUGUUCCACUAACGUCGCUGAAUCAUCAAGAACAGCGCAGGCGAGGAUGA
Molecule: messenger RNA, 723 nt
Organism: Trypanosoma rangeli
Lineage: Eukaryota; Euglenozoa; Kinetoplastea; Trypanosomatida; Trypanosomatidae
Product: protein-L-isoaspartate O-methyltransferase
Exons: 1
Coding region: 1-723 (240 amino acids)
Biological process (GO): protein modification process
Cellular component (GO): cytoplasm
Molecular function (GO): protein-L-isoaspartate (D-aspartate) O-methyltransferase activity
Source: RefSeq, a predicted model, not a curated record